UUUAUUGGUAUUUUGAGACAGGGUUUCUUUGUGUAGCCCUGGCUGUCCUGGACCUCGCUCUGUAGACCAGGUUGGCCUCAAACUCACAGAGUUCCAUCUCUGCCUUCUGAGUUUAAAUUAAGGGAUUAAAGGUGUGCACCACCUCCACCCAGCAUCUCUAAUAUUCUUAACUUGGCCCACCAUCUAGGCUGUUGCCCAGGCCUGCCUAGCCCUGAUCUCUCACCCCUACUUCCUGGACUCUAGGACAAGGAGUUCCCCAAAGGCAGUAGGGUGCUGAAGCAGCAGAGGACAUUGGUGGGCAUAGGUAGAUGGGGCAGAAAAGUGCAAAUUGGGCUGUGUCUGAGUAUGUGCUAAGCUCAGUGAAGGGUUUCUGAGUACACUUGGGACUAGGUGGGCACACUUGCUUUCCAAAGGAUAGGGGCUUUGUCUGAGUACCUGAGCAUCUACUUUCAGUCUGGAGUCCUAAGACCAGAGGCCUGUGCUGAUCCUAGACCCAUCCCGACUCUAACCCUUCUCCUGGCUCCCCACCCAUUCUGAGCCUGCCAGGGAGAGACCAGCCAAUCUCUGGUGUUCAGGGUGUUCAGGGCCACACCCCCAGCUGCCAUUAUCUGGAGGGUAUAAAUAAACCUGCUUCAAAGCUCAUGGCCUGAGAAUUCACACCUGUCUCAGUCAGCCAGCUCUUGGAUGAACACACACAUCCUACCUCCCAUUCCCACAUACACACAGAAGAGGUGCGCCAGCUAAACCGGUACCACAAGAAGGCUGUUGGCUGUUGGCCUGUGGAGGAACACCUGCCAAGUGGAGCAGAGGCUGAGCCGAACCUAAAGGAGGGGGAACAAGCUCUGCUAGAGCUGGUCAGCCUAGAAACACAGAGCUUUGCUGUGGCCAGUGAAGAGGAUCAUGCCCAGGAACUGCUGACUCCCAGCUACCAGCUCAGAAUCAUGUCAUCAGGCCAGCGGGUGUGGCAUACAGCUAUGCCACCCCACCACCAGAGCAGCUCCACAGCCACAGUGCCCAGGUCUCCUGGCCCAGUUGGCAGCCCCAGAUCCCCCAGUACUCCUGGCUCAGAGAAGGUGGCCUCCCCACUAGAGUGUUCCAUCUGCUUCUCAGGCUAUGACAACAUCUUCAAGACACCCAAGGAGCUCUCCUGUACUCAUGUCUUCUGCCUUGAGUGUUUGGCUAGGCUAGCAGCUGCUCAACCUGCAGGCCGUCCUGGCAGAGAAGCUGUACCCUGCCCGUUCUGCCGGCAGCCCACAACUGUACCUGCCGCUGGGGCUCCUGCACUGCGCACCAGUCGUCAGCUACAGGCCAAGAUGCCAGUGCACCUACAGAGGGAGGAGUCUGUGUGGCUUGAGGGUACCAAACUAUGUUGCCGCCCCUUGCCCACCACUUCUGGCCAAGAGGCCAGUGGUGUUGUGUGUGUGGAUGUAGGCCUGAGCAAACCAGCUGAGCCCACCCUACCUGCACCUGUCCAGGACCCUGCACCCAACCAAGGCUGUCUGGCCCGAUGUUGGGCACGAUUUGGAGACUGGCGUCGUGUAGCACUGGUUUCUGUGCUGUUGCUGGUGUUAUUUUGUGUGGUGCUGUGGCCGGUGCAGUGCGCACUCAAAACUGGAAAUCUGCGCUGCAUCAACCGGCCACCUGCAGCCACUGCCACUCUCACUCCUACUACCGAUGCCCGCUUUCUUGGGCCCUAGCCAACAACUAGGCUCAACACUUGUCCAGGCCAGUUAUCCCACUUGCUCCAUGGAUGGAUCCUGACUUACAUAGGUCAAGAACACAGCAGCUUUGGAAGUUAGUCCCCCAGAACCAAGGACACAUAUGUGUCCCUCAGUCUCUAGGGUUAUGUGCCAAUGGGGACAAAAAAGUCCUCAAAGCCUCUAAGAAAUACAGGCUUCUAAGGCCCUAGAAACUGCCCUCUGACCCUGUUGUACAGAUGGGGAAAGGAGCGCAGGAAUGUCUGGUUAGGCCCCUGACCUUCCUAAACAUACUGAAUUGCCAAAAGGCAGGAGUUUGCCAUCCUUCCUUCCUUUUUUUUUUAAUUAAUUAAAUUUAUUCAUUUACAUCCUGACUGAAGUUUCCAUCCCUCCUCUCCUCCCAAUCCUCCUCCCCCCCAUCCUUUCUUAAGACAUUUUGCCAGGGUCCUUCCUAGUUCCUUUCUCUAGGAAGGGCUGGACCCUUCCAUUCAGUGGGGAUGCUGAGCAGCUAGUUCUCUUAAUAAGAGUGAAAAUGAAAAGGCAGGACACCUCUGCCCAUGCCACAGCAGGAACUUGCCAGCUGUCUCUGGCCAUUAUAAAUGGUACAUUUUAAAAUAAAUUAUUUUGUAUGAA
Peromyscus eremicus (cactus mouse) is the source of this 2330-nucleotide messenger RNA. It is a transcript of the gene Rnf223, whose product is annotated as ring finger protein 223. Bases 942 to 1697 code for a protein of 251 amino acids. The transcript is spliced from 2 exons. Lineage: Eukaryota; Metazoa; Chordata; Mammalia; Rodentia; Cricetidae. The record is from RefSeq and is a predicted model, not a curated record. Gene Ontology annotation, molecular function: ubiquitin protein ligase activity. Gene Ontology annotation, biological process: protein ubiquitination.